GGCUCUCCCGAUCUGGAGAAGAUCGCAGGCUGCAUGCAUGCAAACUCCAGCCACAGCCAAGAAGGGAAAACACAUUGGAAAGAUUGAUUUAAAAACUUGGUAGCCACUUGACCCCAUUGGCUAGCCCACUGGCACCACUUGCAAGCCCCUUGGCCAAACUAACUAGCCCCUUGAUCAAAUUGACUAGCCCUUUGGUCCAAUCUGCUAGACACUUUGCUCCAACCUGCUAGCCCCUUGGCCUCAUUUGGUAGCCCCUUGGUCAGAUCUGCUAGCCCUUUCCUAGGAGCAUGUCUCGCCCGCUGUCAGACCACGAGAAGAGGAAGCAGAUCAGCGUGCGAGGCUUGGCCGGAGUGGAGAAUGUCACCGACCUGAAGAAGAACUUCAAUCGCCACCUGCACUUCACUUUGGUCAAGGACCGCAAUGUGGCCACCCCCAGGGACUACUACUUUGCCCUGGCCCACACCGUCCGGGACCACUUGGUAGGACGAUGGAUCCGCACCCAGCAGUACUACUACGAGAAGGACCCCAAGCGUAUCUACUAUCUCUCCUUGGAAUUCUACAUGGGCCGAACUCUCCAGAACACUAUGGUCAACCUGGCCCUGCAGAAUGCCUGCGAUGAAGCCACUUAUCAGUUAGGUCUGGAUAUGGAGGAGCUGCAAGAGAUUGAAGAAGAUGCUGGCUUGGGCAACGGAGGUUUGGGACGCUUGGCAGCUUGCUUCCUGGACUCUAUGGCCACCUUGGGCUUGGCUGCCUACGGCUAUGGGAUCCGCUACGAGUUUGGCAUCUUCAACCAAAAGAUCUGUGGCGGCUGGCAGGUGGAGGAGGCGGACGACUGGCUGCGUUACGGCAACCCCUGGGAGAAAGCCCGUCCUGAGUACAUGAUCCCCGUGCAUUUCUAUGGGCAUGUGCAGCACGACCAGGACGGGGUGAAAUGGGUCGACACGCAGGUUGUCCUUGCCCUGCCCUACGACACACCCGUCCCCGGAUACCGCAACAACACGGUCAACACCAUGCGCCUGUGGUCUGCCAGGGCUCCCAAUGAGUUCAACCUGAAGGACUUCAAUGUUGGGGGCUACAUCCAAGCCGUCCUGGACAGAAACCUGGCGGAGAACAUUUCCCGUGUGCUGUACCCCAAUGAUAAUUUCUUUGAGGGAAAAGAGCUGCGUCUGAAGCAAGAGUACUUUGUGGUGGCUGCCACCCUUCAAGACAUCAUCCGCCGCUUCAAAUCCUCCAAGUUCGGCAGCCGGGAUCCCGUCCGCACCUCUUUCGAUGCCUUUCCGGACAAGGUUGCUAUCCAGCUGAAUGAUACCCAUCCGUCCUUGGCUAUCCCCGAACUCAUGAGGGUCUUGGUGGACGUUGAGAAGCUCGACUGGGACAAGGCCUGGGAAGUCACUGUGCGGACUUGCGCCUACACCAACCACACCGUGCUGCCAGAAGCCCUGGAGCGCUGGCCUGUCCACCUCUUCGAGACCCUCCUGCCCCGCCACCUGGAAAUAAUUUACGAGAUCAACCAGCGCUUCUUGGAUAGAGUCUAUGCCAUGUUCCCAGGAGACCUGGACCGCUUGCGUCGCAUGUCCAUGGUGGAGGAAGGCAGUGUCAAACGGAUCAACAUGGCCCACCUUUGCAUCGUGGGGUCUCACGCUGUCAACGGAGUGGCGCGGAUCCAUUCGGACAUCCUGAAGGCCACCGUAUUUAAAGACUUCUACGAGUUCGAACCCCACAAGUUUCAGAACAAAACCAACGGCAUCACCCCGCGGCGUUGGCUGGUUUUAUGCAACCCGGGGCUGGCGGAGAUCAUUGCCGAGCGCAUCGGUGAGGACUACAUCUCCGACUUGGACCAGCUGAAGAAGCUUCUGAACUUUGUGGAAGACGAAGGCUUCAUCCGGGAUGUGGCAAAAGUCAAGCAGGAAAACAAGCUGAAGUUUGCUGCCUACCUGGAGAAAGAGUACAGAGUGAAGAUCAACCCCAACUCGCUGUUUGACAUCCAGGUGAAGAGGAUCCAUGAGUACAAGCGGCAGUUGCUCAACUGUCUCCAUGUCAUCACCCUUUACAACCGGAUCAAGAGAGAGCCAAACAAGCACUUUGUGCCACGGACGGUCAUGAUCGGAGGCAAAGCUGCCCCCGGGUACCACAUGGCUAAGAUGAUCAUCAAGCUGAUCACUUCCAUCGGAGACAUAGUGAACCACGACCCCGUCGUCAGCGAUCGGCUCAAGAUGAUCUUCUUGGAGAACUACCGGGUCUCCCUGGCCGAGAAAGUGAUCCCAGCUGCCGAUCUCUCCGAGCAAAUCUCCACGGCAGGAACGGAGGCCUCCGGCACAGGGAACAUGAAGUUCAUGCUGAACGGCGCGCUCACGAUCGGCACCAUGGACGGGGCCAACGUAGAAAUGGCCGAAGAAGCCGGCGAGGAGAACUUUUUCAUUUUUGGCAUGCGGGUGGAAGAUGUGGAAGAGCUGGACAGGAAGGGCUACUGCGCCAAAGAUUACUACGACCACAUCCCCGAACUGAAGCAAGCCAUCGACCAGCUGAGCAGCGGCUUCUUCUCUCCCAAGCAGCCAGAUCUCUUUAAGGACAUAGUCAACAUGCUCAUGUACCACGACAGGUUCAAAGUCUUUGCUGAUUAUGAUGCAUACAUGAAAUGUCAAGAGAAGGUCAACACUCUUUACAAGAACACCAAGGAGUGGACCAAGAAGGUGAUCAAGAACAUCGCCUGUUCCGGGAAGUUCUCCAGCGACCGCACCAUCGCCCAAUACGCCCGCGAGAUUUGGGGCGUGGAACCCACCCGCCAAAAGAUCCCAGCGCCCGACGACCCCCGGGAGUGAGCAUCACUCUCUCGCACCCCUUGCGCCACCAGCGACGUCAAUGGGGCACCACCUUAACUCGAAUGCUCCAAAUGCCCUCUCCUUCCUCCCACCCCAUCCAUGCUCUGCUAUUUAUUUCUCUCUCGUCCCAUCACCCUUUAAAACCCACCUCUGCUUGUCUUAAAAUAUUGGUUUUCCGCAGAGGAAUGAAAGGAGGCAAAGCUCCAUCCGCUAUAUGAUGGUCAAAGAAUGGUAUUUUAGCUUUUAAAAAGCCUGACACAUUUUGGCCUUAUCACCAAUUGGCCUUUGGAAAUAGAAACGCAUUGACUAUGUAUGAAAUGUUGGAGACCACAUGUAAUAUCCCUUUAAAUAUCUAUCUAUAUAUUCAUUUAAAAAAUCUGUUUCUAUUAUACAUAGCAAUGUUCGCAUAACAGAAAUGGACGGAGUUGCAAAUCUGUGCUCUCAGUACAAGUGAACAUUUGCUUGUCGCUUUGCCCUUCUUUGAUUUUGUCCUCCCAUGCACCUCCAUAUAUUUUUUUCUCAUGUUUCGAACACAGCCUUCCUGUAUUAUUAUUUUCAUCUUUAAAAUAAUGGGUUUCUCCAUCUCAAUUUUAUUCUGGAGGGAUGCAAGGCUUAGGGAGGUGGGUUUCGUUUUCUCAUGUCCAAAUCGGCGCAUGCCUUUUCCCCGUCAAAACAGAGCAAUGUGGGGUUUCGGAGGAAGGGCCCUUCCAGACCAGAAAGGGAAAAACACACACAAAAGAAAAUAAAAUAAAGGUUUUUAAAUUACAA
Messenger RNA from Sceloporus undulatus (fence lizard), 3587 nucleotides. It is a transcript of the gene PYGM, whose product is annotated as glycogen phosphorylase, muscle associated. NCBI's taxonomy places the organism in Eukaryota, Metazoa, Chordata, Lepidosauria, Squamata, Phrynosomatidae. Gene Ontology annotation, cellular component: cytoplasm. The record is from RefSeq and is a predicted model, not a curated record. The transcript is spliced from 21 exons. Gene Ontology annotation, biological process: glycogen catabolic process. The coding region runs from base 288 to 2819 and encodes 843 amino acids. Gene Ontology annotation, molecular function: glycogen phosphorylase activity; pyridoxal phosphate binding.